GGCCGCUCGGGGGAUUAGACUAGAAAUAGCGGCAGCAGCAGCGACAGCUCCCGGGCGUGGAGAACUCCCACAGAGCUGCUGCAGCCUUAGCGCAUCUCUUCUCUUCCGCCACCCCAUCUCUGCACCUGAGGGAGCAGCCAGUGCGCCUCAGGCGCGCCUUCCCGCGCACUGGAGCAAGGCGGCCGGUGAAAACGGGGGAGGGGGGUUCGGCGCAGCUGCAAGAGGGCAGCCAAACGAGGGAGCGGGCGGGAGCGAGGAGAGACGGUGGCCUCCUCGUGAGCAGAGGCAGCGCCAGCACCGCGAGGAGGAGAACAGAGGUGCGGCAGUGGCUACAGAAGGACGCGGGCGCACUGACAGUUGCUGUUUCCCCCCCCUCCCCUUGUAGAAACGGUAGCAAUCCUAUUAGUCGAAGAUGUCCGGUCAGACGCUGACAGAUCGCAUCGCAGCUGCUCAGUACAGCGUUACAGGAUCAGCUGUAGCUAGAGCCGUCUGCAAAGCAACCACACAUGAAGUGAUGGGGCCCAAGAAAAAACACCUGGACUAUCUCAUCCAAGCCACGAAUGAGACAAAUGUCAAUAUUCCCCAAAUGGCUGAUACACUCUUUGAGAGAGCAACAAACAGUAGUUGGGUGGUUGUGUUCAAAGCCUUAGUUACAACACAUCAUCUAAUGGUUCAUGGCAAUGAGAGGUUUAUUCAGUAUUUGGCAUCUAGAAACACACUUUUCAAUCUCAGCAAUUUUUUGGACAAAAGUGGAUCACAUGGAUAUGACAUGUCCACAUUUAUCAGGCGCUACAGUAGAUACUUAAAUGAAAAAGCAUUUUCCUACAGACAAAUGGCAUUUGAUUUUGCAAGAGUGAAGAAAGGUGCUGAUGGUGUAAUGAGGACAAUGGUUCCAGAAAAAUUACUGAAGAGCAUGCCUAUAUUACAGGGACAAAUAGAUGCACUUCUUGAAUUUGAUGUUCAUCCAAAUGAACUGACAAAUGGUGUUAUAAAUGCUGCAUUUAUGCUUCUGUUCAAAGAUCUCAUCAAACUUUUUGCUUGCUACAAUGAUGGAGUUAUUAACUUAUUAGAGAAAUUUUUUGAAAUGAAGAAGGGACAAUGCAAAGAUGCUCUUGAAAUUUACAAAAGGUUUCUGACCAGAAUGACAAGAGUAUCAGAAUUCCUCAAAGUUGCAGAGCAAGUUGGAAUUGACAAAGGAGACAUACCUGAUCUCACACAAGUGUUGCUGACCAGAGUUCUCUGUGAUCUGAAAAACAGUGAUGAUAAUGAAAAGUCUCCUUUUAAAGACUAUACAAUUGAUGAACCGGCUCCCAGUAGUCUUAUGGAGACUCUUGAACAGCAUCUAAACAGUUUGGAAGGAAAGAAACCUGGAAACAGCUCUGGCGCUCCUUCACCCUUGAGCAAGUCUUCUCCAGCCACAACUGUUACGUCUCCUAAUUCCACCCCGGCAAAAAGUAUUGAUACAUCUCCUCCAGUUGAUCUCUUUGCAACAUCUUCAACAGCGGCUCCAGUCAGUGCUUCCAAACCCUCCAGUGAUCUUCUAGACCUUCAGCCAGACUUCCCAUCUACUACUGCACAAGCAGCUUCAGCAGCUCCUGCUGGAGCAACUUCAUGGGGAGACCUCUUGGGAGAGGACAGUUUGGCUGCACUUUCCGGUGUUACUUCUGAGCCACAGAUUUCAGAUCCAUUUGCAACAGAGCCCACCCAAGCUGCUACUGCUGCAACUACUGAAAUAGCAAGUGCUACAGUUACAACUGUUACUUCUGCUACAGCUGCUGAAGUGGAUCUCUUUGGAGAUGCCUUUGCAGCUUCUCCUGGUGAAGCCCCUGCAGCAGCUGAAGGGGCAGCAGCACCAGCUACCCCAACCCCUGUAGCAGCAGCUCUUGAUGCAUGUUCAGGAAAUGACCCCUUUGCCCCAUCUGAAGGCAGUGCAGAGGCUGCUCCAGAGCUGGACCUCUUUGCUAUGAAGCCAACUGAGACCAGCGUUCCUGUAGUUACCCCUACAACUAGUGCAGCCACUCCAGUGCCCGCAACUACUCCUACUCCAGCUGCUUCCGUGGCCCUUCCAGCCCCUGCUACUACUGCUACUACUACGGCCACUACCACUACUGCUACCACGUCUGCUACUACCACUACCACCAUCACCUCCGCUCCUCCUCCUGCUCUAGAUAUCUUUGGUGAUUUGUUUGAGUCUGCACCUGCCGAUGCCCCUGCAGCACCUAAGUCAGAUGCUACUCCUAGCAUAGACCUGUUUGGUACAGAUGCUUUUUCUUCUCCACCAGCUGGAGCUUCUCCUGUGCCUGAGAGUUCUCUCACUGGUGAUCUGUUAUCUGUGGAUGCAUUUGCAGCACCAUCAUCCCUGCCCACUGCCUCCCCAGCUAAAGUGGAGUCUUCAGGUGUGAUUGACCUGUUUGGUGAUGCUUUUGGAAGUAGUGCACCUGAACCCCAGCCUGCAACCCAAGCGGCUUCUAGUUCCUCUGCUUCUGCUGACCUAUUGGCUGGUUUUGGAGGUUCUUUGAUUGCUCCAUCUCCAUCACCUUCCCCUGUUACACCAGCUCAGGCUAAUAUACUACAGCCCAAUUUUGAAGCCGCUUUUGGAGUAUCACCUUCACCUUCUCCUGGUGGCACUUCCUUUGAUCCCUCAGUGUUUGAUGGCUUAGGUGACCUCCUUAUGCCAACUAUGAUGUCAUCUGGUCAACCACUUACUGCUUCAGGAACAGCCGCUACUUCUACAUCAGCUGCAACCAAAGGCAUUGGAAGUGAUCUUGAUUCAUCUCUUGCAAACUUAGUAGGAAAUCUUGGAAUUUCUGGUAGUACAUCAAAGAAGGGAGAUCUUCAGUGGAAUGCAGGGGAGAGGAAGUUAACAGGAGGAGCCAAUUGGCAACCAAAAGUAGCACCUGCGACAUGGUCAACUGGCGUUCCUCCAAGUGGUCCAUUGACAGGAUCUGUGUCUCCUGCUGGUGCUGUCCCUCCUACAUCUGGUGCACCCCCUGUACAGCCUGGGUCAGGAUUUGGCAUGCAACCCCCUGGAGCAGGUGUUCCAAUGAUGCCACAGCAGCCAGUUAUGUAUGGACAACCUAUGAUGAGGCCACCAUUUGGAGCAGCUGCAGGGCCAGGUGCACAACUCUCUCCAAGCCCUACACCUGCCACUCAGAGUCCCAAAAAACUUCCAACAAAGGACCCAUUAGCAGAUCUUAACAUCAAGGAUUUCCUAUGAACUAUUUAAGCUGUAGUUUUCUGACAGGAUAACUGAAGAUGCAAGUUUGGAAUCUACAAACAAGAAUUUUGUUGCUCAGAGUUGUCCAAGUGAGCCACCACUACCAAACCCAGUGCUUACUCAGAUUUCUCUCCUACUUCCAAAACGUGUAUCACAGCUGUGAAAGUGAACAUUAGGAAUGUGUAAUAUCUUAGUUGUUAUCCCUUCUCUCUCUCUCUUUCUCAGUUUGUGUACUUGGGUUAUUAUUUAUGUGUUUUACAACUUUAAACAAUGGAUGUAUGUUUCUGAUGCCUUCUUAGUGCUUUUCUGAACCUAUCAAAUAGGGACAGAUUAUGCAGCUGUUUUGUGGUGAGCCAUUUGGAGCGAUGUGUCUGUGUUUCUGGAGGUCUCAAUGUAAAUAACUUGGGCAAACUUCCAAAUUUUUCCCUUUUGAAGUCCAGUUUCUCUUGUAUAUCUGUUAUACAAAAUAAUAGUGUGAUGACAUUGGGUAGUAAGAAAAGCACUGUGGAAUACAUUUUUCCCCAAAUGCAGGAUUCUCAAUUAGUUGUGGGAUAUGUUUUAUUUUUGUGGCACUGUACAUGUUAAGCUAAAGUAAUAUAAAAGAGAAUUCCCAUUUAAUGCAUCUUCUUUCAAGUUGCUUUGCAAUGAAUUAAAAAACAUUGAACAUACCUUAACAAUUAUUUUUAAAAUAUUGAAGGGUCUUCUUUUUUAUUUUAAAAAGCAGCUUAUUUAUCAGCUCUUAUUUUAAAUGCACUGAAAAUAAGUAAAGGGUAAGUUCCUUGCCAUGCAGUUGAAGAAAAAACAACCAUAGCUGGGCAAACAUUUCAAAGAUUGUCAGAUUAAUUAGGUCACUCAUUGUGCCUGUUGGCAAAUCACAAAUUAUUUUAUUUUUUAUUUAGCUUUUCUGUACAUCUGUUAGUUUGGUGCUUCUCUGUAUAUGCCUUAGACUAGUAGUGUUUCUCCAUAAACCACUGUGUAUUUUCUGUACUGUCUGUGAUUAGAGGUCACACUAAACUGGAGAACUGCACCCUUUACUGCAAACAGGAAAAAAUGUGCUCCUUUAAACGUUUUAGUUCAUUCUCUCAUACUGUUUGUGCUGAUGGCUUGGCUUAAGAUUUUUGACUCCUUAAUAAGGUCACUGUUGAUCAGUGUUACAAGUGGCUUAGCAGCUCUUUGUAAAAGCAUAUUCGGUUGGAAAGAUGUUCACCUGAGUCUUUCAAAUUAACUAUUUAAUCAAUAUAUGGUACCAUUUUUUAAAAAGUGGGUGUAUCUGAACUUAUUGUGGGGAUAACAUACACUGUAAUGACAGAGAGUUAGAGAGAGAAUUUCAAAGUGGGUUUUCUUUGUAUUUUGUUUUGAGAAAAACCCAGUGCAUGUGUACUUUCUGAGAUGCAAUAAAACACCUUGAUCAAAGUAAAUUCAAACACAAAAA
Rhineura floridana is the source of this 4649-nucleotide messenger RNA. It is a transcript of the gene SNAP91, whose product is annotated as synaptosome associated protein 91. Lineage: Eukaryota; Metazoa; Chordata; Lepidosauria; Squamata; Rhineuridae. Gene Ontology annotation, cellular component: synaptic vesicle; clathrin-coated pit; extrinsic component of presynaptic endocytic zone membrane. The transcript has 30 exons. Gene Ontology annotation, biological process: synaptic vesicle budding from presynaptic endocytic zone membrane; clathrin-dependent endocytosis; clathrin coat assembly. The record is from RefSeq and is a predicted model, not a curated record. Gene Ontology annotation, molecular function: 1-phosphatidylinositol binding; clathrin heavy chain binding; SNARE binding. The coding region runs from base 413 to 3217 and encodes 934 amino acids.